AUGAUAAUAUUUCUUCUCCUUGUCUCAUUAUGCCUUAGUUUUGAUUCUUCAAAAUAUUUUAAAACGUCUAUUGAGACAAGAAUAAUAUGUACUCGAGGAGAAGGUGUUUCAAUGUUUUUAGAAGAAGAAGUAAAAAAUUAUCCAAUGAUAAUUUUCAUGAUAAAUCAACAAAAAAAAGAUAUUAUGAAAUUUUAUAAUAUUGCUGGUGAUGUUAUUGAAGAAUUAGACAUUUCAAAUUAUUCAUUAAAUGAAAUAGUUGAUGUUCUUGAUGAAAGAGGAUUUAGACAAUUUUAUAAAGAAAAAUAA
Molecule: messenger RNA, 306 nt
Organism: Entamoeba histolytica HM-1:IMSS
Lineage: Eukaryota; Evosea; Mastigamoebida; Endamoebidae
Exons: 2
Coding region: 1-306 (101 amino acids)
Source: RefSeq, a predicted model, not a curated record